Molecule: messenger RNA, 1539 nt
Organism: Leptosomus discolor (cuckoo roller)
Lineage: Eukaryota; Metazoa; Chordata; Aves; Leptosomiformes; Leptosomidae
Source: RefSeq, a predicted model, not a curated record
CUUCCAGACCAGGAUGAGAGAGCAGCGGAGCUCAGCAGGGAGCAGAACGAAAAGACCAUUCGCAGCACACAGACGGCUCUCCGCAAUUUCCGAGAGUUCCUCAUCUCCAAGUACCCCUCUGAGACCCGGGAGAUCUACGUCAUCCCCUGCAAAGAGCUUGAUGCCUACCUUGCUUCCUUCUUUGUGGACGCCAGACAAAAGGAUGGGUCUGAAUACGAGCCAAACAGUCUGGCCAACUAUCAGUGUGGGCUGGAGCGGUAUCUCAAAGAGCACAGGUAUGGAUACAGUAUUACAAGGGAUAAGGAGUUCAAGAGGUCCCAGGAAGCUCUAAAGCAAAAGCAGAUAGAGCUGAGGUGUAAAGGAAAAGGAAACAAGCCACACAAAUCCAUGAAGCUCACCUUUGCUGAUGAGCUUAUCCUGCGUAAAAGAGGCUUGUUGAGCCGGUACAAUCCCGAGGGGCUGCUGAAAAACAACACUAAGGCGUUUGGACACUGCACAGGUUUCCAUGGGUCCACCCUCAAGUGGGGAGACAUCCGGCUGCGGGUGACAGAAACUGGGUUGGAGUACCUGGAGUGGAUGGGGCCAGACAACGGAGACGUCAACGCCAAGAGCAAGAGAGGUGGGACGGACUCCCGGGUAUACGCCACCCAGCACUCCCCACAGACCUGCCCUGUGCAGGACUACAAGGAGUAUGCCCAGAGGCGGCCUCCAGCCAUGCGCUACGAGGACGCUCCUUUUUACCUGUCGAUCAAACCGGUUGUCAACUUGGCCGCGCUCCACUGGUACAAUUGCCAAGCCCUGGGGAAAAACAAGCUUGCCAAGAUGGUAAAGACGAUGUGCGAGAAAGGCAACAUCCCUGGCCGGAAGACCAACUUCAGCGUCUACCAGAGCUGUAGCACCCUCUCAGAAGCACAGAGCAACCAGCUGGUGCUGAUCUGCAAUAACUUGAGCCAGCAGGCUGCUCAGUCCAUGGCAAGCCACUCCAAUACUGGCAACUUCAUAGUGUCAGCAUCCUAUGACUCUUCCUCUGACACAGCUUGAAAGAGAGAUAUCACCUGAAUACGUCUUUCUUCUCCAUUUUUGUUUUAUGCGUUGAAUUUAUGCCCAAUAAUACACAUCAACUGUGAUUAUACUCUAUUCCCCAUAGACCUCUCUCCAGUGUUAAUUCACUUUAUAAAAAUAUAUAAAUAUAUAAUAUAUUUUUCUUUUUACAAAUAAGUCAAUAGAAAUAGUUUAGUAUUACUAACAUAGUAUUUAUAGUGUUGAUACAAAAAUGAAAGGUACUUAUGGGUUAUAAUAUAAAUGCAGAUUUUAAAAGGACAAAAUUGGUUCUCAGGCAACACAAGAUAGACUGGAAAUACCAUUUUUAGCAUACACAUCAGUGAGUGUAAAUCCCCAGGGAGGCUUACGUAGCAAUUCGAUUUUAAAGCAUUUUUUCAGUUUCUUAUUUUAACAUGACCUCCCAGAGUGGAGGCGACAAACUUAUCACUGGCUGCUGCUUCUUACCUGCUGGCUUAUUCUUGAUCAGCAAGACCAAGA